AUGCCUCCGGACAGAGGGACUCCGGGAACCCUCUUCCUGCUCGUGCCCCUUUUCCUCCUGCUCUUUGUCUCGCCUGGUUUCCAGGAGGAGGAGCCCCCAGGGAACCGAAGCGUCACACGGCAGGAUGUCACCCUGGAGACAACUGGGGACCCCCUGGAGACAACAGGAGACCCCCUGGACACCACAGGCCCCACCACAACUCCCAGGGAUGUGCCCACCCCGAGGACGUGGCCGACGGACCCCCCGAGCCCUCCCUGGACCCCCGUCCCCAGCCGAGCCACCAGCAACCAAACCCAGAGCUCGUCGGGUGUUCCCGUCAGAUAUUGGUCCCCCGUCAUCUUCGUGGUGGUUGCUCUGCUCGUGCUCUUCUUCACCUACCACAGGAAAAAGGGGGAAGGGAGCCGGGACCAAGCCGUGGCUGGCAGUGACUCCUCAGAUUUGGGGGUCCUGGACCACCCCCCUGCCCAUGACACCACCCCGAUAAUCACGGCCCCCCAGGGGGAGAGGAAGGGACCAGAGACCCCUCCGGCCGCAGACGACACAGAAACCGCCUUCUGCGAGCCAGACCCCCCCCAGCCGCAGCCGGAUUCCCCCCCAGCUGCCGGCGGCUCCGGGGACCCUGAUACCGACUGAGGGUCCCGGGGGGGUCCCGUGGCUUCCAACCCCCCACCCGAGGAA
This is a messenger RNA of Corapipo altera (White-ruffed manakin), 678 nucleotides long. RefSeq names its product proline-rich receptor-like protein kinase PERK10. Bases 1 to 633 code for a protein of 210 amino acids. The transcript has 7 exons. Lineage: Eukaryota; Metazoa; Chordata; Aves; Passeriformes; Pipridae. The record is from RefSeq and is a predicted model, not a curated record.